Arabis nemorensis is the source of this 1116-nucleotide messenger RNA. The record is from the annotation of a GenBank genome assembly. NCBI's taxonomy places the organism in Eukaryota, Viridiplantae, Streptophyta, Magnoliopsida, Brassicales, Brassicaceae.
AUGUCAGAUAAUCUGAAGCAUCCUCUCGAUUCUUCUACGACUUGUCAGGAAUCAGUCGAGAGAGUCGCAAAGGUUGCGAGAAUCGAGGAUUUCAGUGACGAAGAAGAGGAACAAGGAUUGGUCGUGUCGGACUCGGAGCUAUCUAUGAACCCUAGAUCGCAACGUUACUUGGUAGCCAUUGAGUAUAUCGGAACGCGUUUCUUUGGGUCACAACAGCAGCCUACACACCGUACCGUCGUCGGCGUAUUGCAGAAGGCUUUUCAUAACUUUAUUGGCCAGCCAGUUAAGAUCCUCUGCUCGAGCCGAACGGAUGCAGGAGUUCAUGCUCUAUCAAAUGUUUGCCAUGUAGAUGUGGAACGCAUCAGUAAGCGAAAGCCCGGUGAAGUGUUACCACCUCAUGAACCUGAUGUGGUCCAGAAAGCUGUGAACCAUUUUUUACAGAAAAAUGAAGGCGAUGUUAUGGUGAUUGAUGUUCGGUGUGUCCCAAAUACUUAUCAUGCCAGAUAUAAGGCCCGGGAGCGCACAUACUUCUACCGCUUCCUAUCGGGGCCCGAUCCUUUAUCCAUCCUUGAAAAAGACCGUGCCUGGCAUAUUCCCGAGGAGCUAGAUCUUCGCUCUAUGCAGGAAGCAUGCAGAGUUCUUGUUGGAUCUCAUGAUUUUAGCUCCUUCAGGGCAAAUGGUUGUCAGGCAAAGUCACCUAUGAGAUGUUUGGAUGAGCUAAACGUCACUGAAGUACAAUCAACUCCAUAUUUUCCAUCUAUCACAGAAAGGGGGUGGAGUAACCUAAACAAUGGAGAUCCUCUCACAUGUCCAAGUCAGCCCAAGAUGGAUACUGAUGGUGUUACUACAGAUACCGGCGAAGUGGUGGGGUCUACUAAUGAUGAUACCUUUGGUAUAAGAAGACAGCAUCGUUGCUAUGUAGUAACAGCCCGUGCCCGUGCUUUUCUUUAUCACCAGGUUCGAUUGCUUGUCGGAGCACUAAAAUGUGUAGGAACGGGAGAAUUGACUGUCUCAGAUGUUAAACAAAUCCUGGAGGCGAAGACCGUGUCUGCAGCCAAACCCAUGGCUCCUGCAUCUGGUCUCUAUCUUGGGCGUGUCAAAUGUGAGUUUCCAUGA